Messenger RNA from Setaria italica (foxtail millet), 764 nucleotides. Its product is annotated as enhancer of rudimentary homolog. Bases 202 to 513 code for a protein of 103 amino acids. The record is from RefSeq and is a predicted model, not a curated record. NCBI's taxonomy places the organism in Eukaryota, Viridiplantae, Streptophyta, Magnoliopsida, Poales, Poaceae. The transcript has 4 exons.
GGCCCCACUUCCCUUUCCCCACGCAGGAACGCGCAAACCUAUUCGACUCCUACCUCCCUACCCCAAUCGCCGCCUCCUCCUCGGCUCUCGCCGCUUCCCCCAUCCCGCCCGCGACCUCGCCGCCGGCUUCGCCCAAUCGCCGCCUCCUUCCUCGACUCUCGCCCGCUUCCCCCAGCUCCCUCCCGCCCGCCCGCGACCUCCAUGGCUGGGAGACACACCAUUAUUUUGAUGCAGCCAUCCCAAAAUAGGGCAUCAAGGACAUUUAUGGACUAUAAUUCAAUUAAUCAUGCAUUGGAUGGAAUCUGUGGGCUUUAUGAAAGGAAAAUUAGGGAUAUCAACCCAAUGGUCCCAAACAUAACCUAUGAUAUCAGCGACCUUUAUAACUUCAUUGAUGGCCUAGCUGACAUAAGUGCACUAGUUUUUGAUCACUCGAUCCAGGCAUUUCUGCCAUAUGAUCGACAGUGGAUAAAGCAAAAGUUGUUCCAACACCUGAAGAAGCUGUCUCAGCGGUAGCGCGACUGUUGUUUGGUCCGGUACCUUGCCACCAACAAUCAAGCAUGCGUGGUAAUGGGUGUCCAGUGAGUGUAUUGGGCGGUGUUCCUUGUAAAAUUGUGAAACGUUACACUGCAGAUUGCACCCUUGUAUUCUUGAUGUUGUACUCGGCCGUUGACGGCUUGCCUGGGGCACCCUAUAUAUCUGAUAGACUUGUCUGGUUGUUUUGAGUGUUGUGAAUCAGAAGACCCUCAGGCUAUAUAUGUUUUUUU